Triticum turgidum subsp. durum (durum wheat) is the source of this 573-nucleotide messenger RNA. NCBI's taxonomy places the organism in Eukaryota, Viridiplantae, Streptophyta, Magnoliopsida, Poales, Poaceae. The record is from the annotation of a GenBank genome assembly.
AUGAGGACGGAGAUGGUCAUCAGGAUCCAGAUCAGCUCUGAGAAGGGCCAUUCCAAGGCUAUCAAGGUGGCUGCUGCGGUCACCGGGGUGGAGUCUGUCACGAUCGCCGGCGAGGACAAGAACCUGCUGCUGGUCAUCGGCGCCGGGGUCGACUCCAACCGCCUCACCGAGAAGCUGCGCCGGAAGGUGGGCCACGCGGAGGUGGUGGAGCUGCGCACCGUCGACGACGACGACUUCGCCGGCGAGUACCACCCGUACCGCUACCACCCGAGCCCGAGCCCGUACAAGCAUGUGACCGCGCGCGACAUGUACUACACGGGGAGCUACCCGCCGCAGCAGCACUCCGGGAGCGGUCGGGACCACUACCACAACGCCGGCUCGUACCCUCCGACAACGGGCGGGCGAGACUACUACAGCUACGGCGGCGGCGGCGGCGGCGGCGGUGGCGGUGGCGGCUACCCGGCACAGUACCAGCAGCAGGGUUACUACUACCCGCAGCAGCCGGCGGCGAACACGCACACGGUGGUGCACCAUGGGUACUCGGAUGACGCCAACAGCUGCUCCAUCAUGUAG